AUGAGUAUUGCAGGUGGAUGGGUGUUACUUGUUGGUGGAAGGUUAACAAAGGGAUCCAAGUUCUUUCGACUCGAAAGACGCACGUUUAUUAGAGUUAAAACUACGGUAUGGAAGAGUCGAAGCAUAAAUCUAGGAAGAAGGAAGAUUAUAGAUAGAGAUAGAAAGAGGCGGAGGAGAGAUGAUGAUCAAAAGGAUGAGGAACGAGAACGUAAGGUGUCUAGCAGACGGAGGGAAGAUAGUGUAGAUAAUAGUGGGACGAAAAAGGCUGAUGAAAAUUCUUCAGAUAAGAAAGAAGUAAGAACCCAUGAAGAAGAUAUGGAGGAAGAACAGCGAAAGUUGGAUGAGGAAAUGGAGAAGAGAAGCAGGAGAGUUGAAGAAUGGCAGGAAAAAAAGAAAAGAAAAAAGGAGGAAUCUGAGAGAGAAGAGAGGGAUGAACCCAAAUCAGGCAAGAAUUGGAGUUUAGAAAGAGAAUCUGGUGAUGAAGAAGCUUCUGCCCCUGUAGAGAAUGAAGAAGGGGAAAUGGUGAUGUGA
This is a messenger RNA of Lactuca virosa, 531 nucleotides long. The record is from the annotation of a GenBank genome assembly. Lineage: Eukaryota; Viridiplantae; Streptophyta; Magnoliopsida; Asterales; Asteraceae.